CCGUGAAGGCGUGUGGAUCGCGUCCAUGGCCAAUUUCCAAAUGCAGGACAUCAUGGAAGGUCAGGUUGGAGGUGAGCGCAACGAAGCGAAUGCGUGGGUGGAAGGCAGACGCCGACCAUGGAUGGCAUCCUCUCUGCAAAUGCGUCCCUUGUGUGCAGCUGCGUCGACGACUGGGGGCGUUGGCGAGGAGGAUGACAGAGGUAGGAGAUCAAGAUCAGCUCGGUUCGCCAUCACAGAUGGUGGAUCUGGUGGCAUCUGAUGGCAGGUGUGCUGGACGAGGCCAAGAUCAUGGAGACCACCAUGAUGGCAAUGGAAUCUGAGGAGACUGAGGAGGCCGGUAUGCACAGCAGCCACGUCCAAGAUACAUGUAACGAAACCAUGAAUGUGUGUGGAUUGGACAUGUCAUGUGUGGCAGAGUGUGAUGCCAUGUGCACAGGUGGGUGAGACACGCCACAUCACCACAUACCACAUACCACACACCACACACCAUACACAUCCCACGGCUCACCCUUUUGUGUGUCCCAUGCGGGUGUGUGUGGAGGUGUUCGACGCAUCACGAGCUGCCCCGACCUGCCGCAGCACAAGAAACUCGGUGAGUGAAUGGGGAGAGGGGGGGGGGCUUCUCUGUCGUCGAUGUCAUGUCAAACGCGUUUCCGUCUGGUGGUGUCGUGUGUGCGCAGAAAUCGACAUUGAGACGGCCAUUGCCAUCGUCAUGGACCUCAAGGAAUGGCACGAACUCAAGCAAGAGCUGAGCAAGAAGGGUGGGCGACGCCCCUCACCCACCACACACGCACACAUGCACACACACAUGGACACAGCACAGGGUGGGUGGCUCACCAAAUGUUUGUGUGCUGUGGAUGUGUGUACGUCAGGCACCACGACCGAAACCAUAGGGUGGAUACAUCGCACAAUGUGCAUGAUACACACACACACACACAUGCUGGCUCUCUCCUUCCCCCUUGCAGGCGCGAGUAUGCCGUGGAAGCGUUUCAGAUUCUCCCUGACCCCACUCGCACCAAGAAGCGCAUCACACUGCCAGAAAUGACCGAAGUAUGCAGCCAUUUGUCCACCUGUGCGUCUUGCUUGGCAUGCAUCUCUUUUGUGCGCAUUUUGUGUGUGUGUGUGUGUGGUGUAGGGCGUCCUACAGCUGUGCCAUACUCACUUCAAGUUCGUUCCCAAGAAGAGCAUGACCGGUGGGGAUGACACACACAGACAGACACCACCACACCAAAACACCUGCAAAUGUGUGUAUGUGCGUGUCGAAUGUCUCCCCUUUCAGAUAAGUUUGUGUACAACUAUGCGGACGUCUUCAGAGCUGUAGAGACAGGAAACAAGUACCAGCCCCCCCGCCUCUCUCACUCUCUGUCUCAUAUGUGUGGUUGUAUGUGUGGUUGUAUGUGUGGGUGUGCAGCUCCCUGCAGGUCGAUUUCACUCCCACGCUGAUCGGUGUUCCGCCCAUCUGCUUCCGAUUGACGACGGACAUCCCGGUAGAGACAUCGAUGCCCACGCACGUCUUUUCUUUUCAUUUACGUACGCAUCUUGUCGUCAGGAUGGCGCCAACUCUGUGGUGGAGCUCAUUAAGGAUAAGGCCAAAAUGCAGGCCUGCACAGGUACCGAUCACAAAGCGGAGGCCACACGGUGUCUGUCUGUCUGUCUGUGUGGUGUCACUUGUGUGCUGCGGUUAUGUGUCAGAUGCUGUGGAGGCUCCAGUAGAGUUGAAAGAGGUGCUCACAUCCGCCGCGUUCAUAGCACCAGAAUUCCAAUACUGGACGACGGUCUGCGAAACGACGCCUUGCCCCUCAUCCAUCCCCAUGGAUCCAUCCAUGUGUCCUUGUGCGCUGCAGGGCAUCUUACACGUGUACCAAGACAGGUUCGUCUUCAUCCCUGAGGAGCCCGCCCAGAGCAGUACGCACACACACAGACACACACAGACACAGACAGACACACAGACACACGUGUGGGAGACCACCGACCACCCAUGUCGAGAAACGCCCGCGUGUGGGAGACCAUGCAGUGGAUGUUGGUUUCGACGCUUCUGCAUCAGGCCCCCCUGCUGCUGCUGCUGCUGCUGCAUCAGUCUUCGCUGCUACAUCAGGUACCACACACACACACACACACGCACGCACAGACAGACAGACACACACAGACACACACACACACGUGAAUGCUUCCGACGUCAUUGUCCUGCAGUUCGGAUUGAGCGAGACUUCCAGUCGGUCGAAAGCGUCUACUACGACGGGCAGACGGAAGAGUAACCGACAUCUUUCCACCCACUCGCCCAUCCACCAACCCACCCACACUCAUACCUUUACCUGAUGAUGUCGUGUCUUAUGCAGCUGCAUCGUCAUUGAGUUCAUCGACAACCUGUACCUCACGGUCAAAAUCAGGUUCAACGACAAAUCGGUGAGCGUCGCCCCCACACAAACUCACAUGAGGAAAUGCAUUUCCUCUUUCUUGGUCAUCAGCUGGCUUGCGAGUUCAUCGAGACUGUGAAGAGAUUCGCCCGAGAGCAAGGGACCGGCUUCGCUACGGACAAAGUGGGGGUAAGAGGCAAACGCAGUCGACACGGAUGGCACUGUGUGCCUUGUGGCAGCAUCGUGUGGGUACAAGGCGUCGUCUUUCAGCGCAGGUCAGUGCACACAAACAUGAGAGACGCAUGCCGUCGAGUGCAGGCUCACCAACACAACCACAACAAGGCACGAACGCAGAUCCAUACCAACCUGUGAAUAUUGCUCAGGCGGCGGCAAGAGCACCGGCAGCCGCGGUAGACACACAUGUCACAUAUAAUGGCCCCCUGACACACCUCUCUCUCUCUGUGUGUGUGUGUGUGUGUGUGUAUGUGUUUGUGGCUGUGUUCGUGUAAUGCAGCGCUCGAGUGAGAUGGCGGGGGGGCUUGGCAUGGCGUCUGGGGACCUGCGCUCGUUGUGUGUGCACAUGAAUGCAGGUUUUUGCAGCUCGACGCCAACUGGGGCGACGAUUCUGAGGUGAGCUCUACACAAAAUUGCACUUCAAUGGAAGCCACUUAUCUGUGUGUCUGUGUGUGUGUCUGUUGGCUCGGCGCAGGGCCGAGUGUUCGUGUUCUCCGGUCACAUUGAAUUUGAAGAAACCAACAAACGUACCGUAGCCAAAGGUAAGCGAAACGUGUUCAGCACACCUCUAGCCACACGAUACACGCCUCUCCACCGUUGUGUCUGUCAGCUGAGUCGCAUGCCAAGAUCGACAAACUCGUGUUCAGCCAGAUUCAAAAAGUCACAUACGACACAUCAAAGUGAGAGAGAGCGCGCUCCAGCUAACCAAGGCCACACACACACGCAACCUGCCUUCUCUCAGCAAUGAGGCGACGCUCCACUUCGUUGAUGAGGAGAUGGAGCCUCUCGUCAUUAAUUUCAUACCGACGGUGAGCAACACACCGCCACUCUCAUUCAUCGUGUGUGUGUGUGUGUGUGUGGCAUGGAUGGUGUGUAUGAGGUAUUUCACCCAGAAAGGCGAAUAUGGGGAGGAUGAAGACGAAUCACUAGACAUAGACCUCGCAACUCUCGUACCUAGGCCACAUACACAGACACACAGCUGGACACAGAUAGAGAGGCUGGUGUGGUGUGGUGUGGGUUGGUGCAGGGCCUGGUGUGACUGUGUGUGGCAUGCAGGCCAUGAAUCGCUGCCUACGUUAUAUAUCUGGACGAGUCAUUAGCUAUUCGGAUGACUGGACGGGUGUACCGGAUGAGUGUGGUGUGGUCUGGUGUGGUGUGGGACAGCCCCUGUAGUUGCUGAGACAUUGAACUGACUGAUGUGGCCAUGGGCAUGGAAUGAGUCAAUCGAAC
Molecule: messenger RNA, 3818 nt
Organism: Vitrella brassicaformis
Lineage: Eukaryota; Vitrellaceae
Source: the annotation of a GenBank genome assembly